This is a messenger RNA of Dibothriocephalus latus, 285 nucleotides long. NCBI's taxonomy places the organism in Eukaryota, Metazoa, Platyhelminthes, Cestoda, Diphyllobothriidea, Diphyllobothriidae. The record is from the annotation of a GenBank genome assembly.
AUGUAUAAUUUAAUAUUCUUUCUCGAAGGCACUGCAGAAAACCAACGCCUUGCCAGUGCCUUUCCAAUGAUAGCCGACACUUACAUGAUGCUCGGAGCCAUAAUUCGUAGGACAGUCGGUAUCGCUCUUUACAAGUCAACGACGCCCAUUCUUCCAGCAUAUUGGAUCAGCUGCAUCACCCCCGUCCAACCUGCUCGAGGUGAGGACAUGACGGCUAAACUAUCGAUCAGCCUCACGCUGCCGUCGCGUCGGGGUGACUCACGUGUGAUGCAGACAUUCAACUGA